AUGGGUAGAGAAAACAUCUUACAUUACUUACAGGAACACAAUGAAACCGAUAAGGAACUAGAAUUUGAUGCCAAGAAUGGCUCACAACAGUCAAAAAAUGAGAUAGAAAUACCUCAAUUCAAACGUAAAGUCACUAGCCAUUCCAACUUCCCAUUCACAUUGUCACCAGAUUCAACAAUUACUGAUUAUUUAAACAAUAACAAAUUCUAUGUUGAUUCAAUAAAGCAUAAUCAUGGUGAUCAGAUAUUUGAGUUAAAUGGUAAGGGCCAAUCACCUCACACGUUGUGGAUUGGAUGUAGUGAUUCAAGAGCUGGUGAACAAUGCUUGGCCACAUUACCAGGUGAAAUAUUUGUCCACAGAAACAUUGCAAACAUUGUCAAUUCGAAUGAUUUCAGUUCUCAGGGAGUUAUUCAAUUUGCAAUUGAUGUAUUAAAAGUGAAGAAAAUCAUCGUGUGUGGUCAUACUGAUUGUGGUGGUAUAUGGGCUUCAUUAUCAUCCAAAAAAAUUGGUGGUGUUUUGGACUUGUGGUUGAAUCCAGUUAGACAUAUUCGUGCUCAAAAUUUGAAACUACUUGAACAAUAUAAUCAUGAACCUAAAUUGAAGGCAAGAAAAUUGGCUGAGUUGAAUGUCAUUGCUUCUGUUAUUGCUUUAAAGAGGCACCCGAGUGCUAGCACUGCUUUGAAGCAGGGAAAAAUCGAAGUUUGGGGUAUGAUUUAUGAUGUUGCAUCAGGUUAUUUAUCUGAAUUGGAAAUCCCUCAAGAUGAAUUUCAUGAGUUGUUUCAUGUACUGGAUGAAGAAGAUGCUUCAGCUCAUAAUGCACAUUAG
Molecule: messenger RNA, 825 nt
Organism: Lodderomyces parapsilosis
Lineage: Eukaryota; Fungi; Ascomycota; Pichiomycetes; Serinales; Debaryomycetaceae
Gene: NCE103
Product: carbonate dehydratase
Exons: 1
Coding region: 1-825 (274 amino acids)
Biological process (GO): cellular response to carbon dioxide; carbon utilization; cellular response to oxidative stress
Cellular component (GO): cytoplasm
Molecular function (GO): zinc ion binding; carbonate dehydratase activity
Source: RefSeq, a predicted model, not a curated record